Messenger RNA from Marchantia polymorpha subsp. ruderalis, 1894 nucleotides. Lineage: Eukaryota; Viridiplantae; Streptophyta; Marchantiopsida; Marchantiales; Marchantiaceae. The record is from the annotation of a GenBank genome assembly.
GUCCUUCCUGCGAGCCCCGCAGUUCCCCAGGCCCACAGUUCCCCGGCCGUCUGCCAUGGAACGCUUCGAGCUCACUACGGCUCGAGAACGCGGAUCGAGUCCACGGGAUGCCAUGAUCGCGCGCACCAGCAGAAAGUGGCAGUUUGCUUCUCGUCCCCAGUUGCGCCGCAAGAAAUUGAGUGCGGAAAAAAGUGGUUCGUGUUCAGGUGACGAGCAAUUAGAGCUGAGAGUGGACGUGACGGUCGAAUCGAUUGGAUGUUCUGAUGUGCACGGGCGGGCUCCCAGCUGGUCUGGUGUAACAGCUGGUGAUGUGUUGCAGCAGCAGUGAUGUGGACAGAUGUCAGAAAGUGGGGUUUUCCAGUUUGGUGGUGUGUAGAGGGUUACAUUUGACGAAGGGGAUUCGGAACUGAGUGUGAAAAGGAGAGCUUGUUCGUAGCAUUAGGGUUUAUGCCAUGGCAACGGGCAAAUUGCCCAGCAAGGAAGCGGGGGUGCUGCGCGGUCACGAGGGCGCAGUGUUGGCCGUGCGAUUUAAUUCAGACGGCAAUUACUGCCUCAGUUGUGGGAAGGAUCGUUCUCUGAGGCUGUGGAACCCAUACAAGCUGUUGCCCAUAAAGUCCUACUCUGGACAUGCGCGUGAAGUUCGUGAUGUCGCUGUUUCCAAAGAUAACGCGAAACUUUCGUCUUGUGGAGGAGACCGACAGUUGUUCUAUUGGGAUGUUUCCACCGGUCGGAUAAUUCGAAAAUUUCGUGGCCAUGAUAGUGAGGUGAAUUCUGUCAAGUUCAAUGAGUACGGAGCAGCGAUUGUUUCCGGAGGAUAUGAUAAGACAGUCCGGGCUUGGGAUUGCCGUUCACACAGCAUCGAACCCAUCCAGAAAAUUGAUACGUUUGCAGACAGCGUGACGUCUGUUGUUUUGACAUCGACGGAAAUUAUUGCGGGUUCUGUGGACGGUACCAUUCGAACUUUCGAUAUCAGAGUGGGCAGGGAAGUGGUGGACACUUUGGGACAAUCAGUGACGUGCAUUUCUCUUUCGAACGAUGGAAACUGUUUGCUGGCAGGUUGUCUCGACUCGAACUUGCGCCUGCUGGACAGGUCAAGCGGUGAGCUUCUGCAACAAUACCAGGGACAUACUAACAAGUCUUACAAAAUGGAUAGCUGUUUGACCAACGACGAUGCCCAUAUCGUCGGUGGAUCUGAAGAUGGACGGAUCUUCUUUUGGGACCUCGUUGAUCCAGCUCUGGUUUCGUCCUUUAAGGCACAUACGUCUGUGAUAACGGGAAUCUCUUACCACCCUAAGGACAGUUGCAUGUUGACUUCAUCAGUUGAUGGCACUAUCCGUGUUUGGAAGUCUUGAGAUGAAUCUCCCGAAGAUAAGGUUGGCUGAUUUCGCUGUCGAAUCGACUAUUUGCUAAUUGUGGAAUCCUGUCAUCAUUGAGUUGGAAAAGAACGGAGUUAGCAGAUCGUUCAUAGGAAAACAUUGCCCUCAUUCAUAGGGGCUUUAGAGCAGUGUAUUCUGGUUACUGCGUGCAGGUCUGAACUUCAAGCACACCUGGUCUGGAGCAGAUGACAGAAGGCAGAGAAGACAGAACGUUGGUAUUUUCCCAGCAUGGUAACGCGAGAUUGUACAUGAACUGUCUUCACUUUGGAGGUUCAUGAAAUAUUGUAAAGCCUACCAAUGGAAUUUUCGUCUUUCCAGAAAUGUUACUCAGUGCAACUGUGGGUUUACACAUCUCGUAGAGCUGGUUUUGGCGGCAUAGUUUCUAGCACUGGAUGGAUUUGAUAUAGCUCCAGAAUAUCUCCAGGAUUUAGAAUCUUCUCUGGCUCCUGGAACCUCGGGCAUUCCCAGGAAAGGUUGCAGUUGUCCUAAGAAAUGUAACGACCUUGAUUAUAUGACCA